AUGGAGAGCAGCCUCCCUGUUCCCAGCAGGGCAAGCUCCGCCGAAGAUUCCCAUGGCUCGGGCGAGGGACGCGUCCGCAAAUUCCAGCGGACGGCCGCCGUCGACAAUGCACGCCGGAAAUCGAGCGCCCCAAACGUGACCUCUGCUCCGCGACCGCCGCCCGCCGACAACAAGUCCAGCUUCAGGGGAAGACGGCAAUCCGUGCGAGAACACAAGGCUCCCCUCGGCCCCAGACCGUAUGAGAAGCAGAGAGUAACGAGCAAUGCGAGCGUUGCGAGUGCCGCCGAUCCCAAUCGCUCCUUCCCUGCCAUGAGCGAGCCCAACUUCGCUUCCUCCCGAUUCAGCUUCAGCAAGCAGGCGCAGCCGCCGCCGGAUGCUUCUGUCGACACGAGCGAGCACAUCGGCUUCAUCCCAGAGGUCACCUUCGAUGACUUCGCAAACAGCCUUGCCUACGAGCCUGCGCUCAGCAAUUUCCCCGCUCCUCCCGACUCGUCCGCCCACAUGUCCACCCAGCCGCAAUCGCAACCGCACCACGCUUCAAAGCAGCGGGGCAACACAGCGUCAAACGCUCCUUCCUCGGCAUUCACAGGCAGCACGGCCGAAAGCCGUCCAGCGCGCAGUGCUUCGUUGCUCCGUCGCUUCAGCCAGUCCAGGGGCAACGCAGCCUCCAACAACGCCCCGCAGGACGUCUCCUCAAUCCCACCGCCCGCGACCAACAUGUCGAUCCGAACGCGCCGCCAGAGUCAGUUUCCUUCACAGGCGCCUCCGAAUCCUGCUGCACGUGCUCCACGAAAGUCUGUGGGACCGGGAAUGCUGCCGACGACUGGCUUGGACAAUCGGCAGGAGCUCCCGAAGCUGACGACUGACAACACACAAAGCCGUAUCGGCCGUACGCCGUCAUUUGGCCAGGGCAAUCGCCGCGGGACGAUGCCACCCAGCGCGCACUCUACAACAGACGCACCAAAAGUACCGAAUGCAGUACGGUCGACCAAGGCUAAGUCCCUGCAAGCGCCUUCUAGACAGCAGACGGGCAAUUUGGGAUCGUCUAUAGCAUCCGAGCAGGCUUCUCUUCACAUUGGCCAGGCUCGAUCGCCGGGCAGGACCACCGGGAGGACGCAAACACCCUCAUCCUCCGCGAGCAAACGACAGUCGACCAUGCACCAUGUCACCGGGCUAGGAGCGAGGACGAUCAGCCCCACCGAUGCGCGGAGGCUGAAGAGGCUCUCCAUGAACCCCAACCCGCCAGGCGGCCCUAUAAGUCCGCCUACGCCUCAGGCUGAGUUUUCAUUUGAUGAACGCUCUUUCAACCAAUCGCCAGCCAUGAUCUUUAGAAAGAGUGUGACGCCUUCCUCUGCGCGAGGUACUCCGGACCAAAAUCGCAAAUCGUACGCUUCGGGUAUCUCGUUGUCUUCGAACUCAAGCAUUAAUUCGUUAAGACUAGCAAAUACGUCUUUACAGCCACGGGCGAAUCUCGCUUUCUCGGGGUCCCGAUUGCCCACUCCAAAACCGAGAAAUGUCCACAGCUCUGCUGGUGGAGACGAAGAAGAGGUACCACCGGUUCCAGCAAUUCCGAAGGCUUAUGAAUCUCCAAAAGAUCCCGAACGCAGUAGCUUCUCCUUCUCAACGUCAGCUUUGAAGCCCAAUGUACCCCCAAUGCCAUCUCACGAACGCACCGCGACAGAGGACGUUAGUGCGGCAGAGAUACAGCACAUCGAGGCCUUGGGCAUCGAUCCCACCAAAACGGAUCCUCCGAAGAAGAGCAAGGGCACGAUUCGGCAUAGGAGAGGGCUGACUGUGGGUUCUGGCUCAGAUGCCGACAAAACGCCGGCGAUACAGACCAACAAGAAAAAUCUUCAGCCGCUCAGACUACCUCCUUUAAACUUGCUACCGCUUGGCACGCCAUUCAACAACAGGAUAUCAUCUUUUCCCGCUCCUUCGGCUGAAGUUGACGACCGUAACACCACGCCUCCACCUAAACGUGCUUCCAAUAAGACGCCUAGCACGCCCAUGACAGCCUCGAAAGCCAGCUUCUUUUCGAAAAGCCGGAAUCAAGACCAAUAUGAUGGUAGCAAGCAUCUUCGGAGCAGCAGUUCGGCCUUUAACCUGCGACCCAAUGACUCUUCGCUGCACAGCGUAGCACCCAUGCCUAUUCCUACCCUUAACCCCAGCCGACAAAUAACGACGCCUUUUUCUUCUAAUUCGUUACCGAAGGGAAGUGGGGAAUUUGCUCACUUGUACUCUCGACCGUCUGGCGAAUACAAGCUUAGCGAUACGGACGUGGAAAUGCAAAGCAUAAAGGUGAAUGGUCCACGCUCACUCGCGAAGAAAGAUGCAUCCGACUCAGCACAUACGUCGACUUCGACAGAGCCGGAAACGCCUUCGUCUGGUUCGUCUUUGCGACGGAAGCUUAGCUUGAGCGGCUGGCGUCGAGCUUCAUCCAAGGCAGCAACGCAUAGCUCCUAUCCUUCCCAAACGCGGAACGUCGUUCAAAAGAACAGCGAAGAACAGCCACCACAACCGCCGAAACAUGGCGACAUGCCCCCACCGCGGCUGCCAGCAUCAGCGACCUGGAGCGGCUCGCUUGGAACGAGCCCUACCCCUCCAAAUCGCGCCCGGCCUUCUCUGGAUUUCGGCCGCCGUAAGCCUUCUACGGCAACAGUAGCAAGCGAGGUGGCUAGCGACACUGAGGCUCAAAAGCCCAACAGCCAUAGGUCUAAGGCCAGCAUGACCGUUCGUGUUCCCUCUGGAUAUACAGACGGCGGCCAACCGACUCCCAAAACCAGUAGCUCAAUAUUGACGCCGAUGCAGAGGAUGCUUGGUUCUAAGAGCUCCACCAACAUGCUGAAAGCCCGCAAUCUUGAUCCGAACCUAGACAGAGACGACUUCGCGGCCGAUGAGGAAAUGAAGAAGCUUGCUUCCAAACGAAAAGACUUUGAGCAUGCAGCGCGCGAUGUAGAUGAUCUUCGGAAAAGGGCUCGGCCGCAGGAGCGGGUCACCGCCGCCCAAGCGCUGCAGAUGGUCAAUCUGAAUAUAUUUGAAAGAGGCGAGAUCAUCGACUACAAGGAGAUCUAUUUCUGCGGCACCAAGAGCGCAAAGAAGCACGUUGGUGACUUGAAUGCCACGACAGCAAACUUCGGGUAUGAUGAUGAUCGCGGGGACUAUAACAUCGUCUUGGGUGAUCAUCUGGCUUACCGCUACGAAGUCGUGGACAUCCUCGGCAAGGGUAGUUUCGGACAGGUCGUGCGAUGCGUGGACCACAAAACAGGCGCGCUCGUAGCAGUGAAGAUCAUUCGCAAUAAGAAGCGCUUCCACCAACAAGCUUUGGUAGAGGUCAAUAUCCUGCAGAAGCUUCGCGAAUGGGAUCCGGAAAACAAGCACAGCAUGAUCAAUUUCACGCAAAGCUUCUACUUCCGCGGCCAUCUCUGCAUAUCUACGGAGCUUCUGGGCAUGAAUCUGUACGAGUUUAUCAAGGCCCACGAGUUCAAAGGCUUCUCCCUUCGCCUUAUCCGACGCUUCUGCAAGCAAAUGCUUAGCUCACUGGUCCUUCUGAAGAGCCAUCGGGUCAUUCACUGCGACCUAAAGCCCGAAAACAUCUUACUUGCGCAUCCUCUACAUUCAGAGAUCAAGGUUAUCGACUUCGGCUCCAGCUGCUUCGAAAACGAGAAAGUCUACACCUACAUCCAAUCGCGAUUCUACCGGUCACCGGAAGUCAUUUUGGGUAUGAGCUACGGCUUGCCGAUUGACAUGUGGAGCUUGGGUUGCAUCCUGGCGGAGCUCCUCACUGGCUAUCCCAUCUUCCCUGGGGAGAACGAGCAAGAGCAGCUGGCAUGCAUAAUGGAGAUCUUCGGACCACCGGAGAAGCAUCUGAUCGAGAAGAGCAGCAGAAAGAAGUUAUUUUUCGACUCCAUGGGCAAGCCAAGGGUGACGGUUUCCACGAAAGGUCGUCGACGGAGACCCAGCUCAAAGACUUUGCAACAAGCGCUCAAGUGCGAUGACGAGGCCUUCCUGGAUUUCAUCACGCGAUGCCUUCGAUGGGAUCCAGAGCGCCGCAUGAAGCCGGACGAAGCCAUGCUCCACGAAUUCAUCACAGGAGUUAAGAGGGCUCCGCGACCACGUCCGCAGCUCAACGGCGCGUCGAGUGUCUCUUCGCCUGUAAAACGCGUCCCUCCCUCCCAGACGCCCGCGCAGCGUGUACGGCCUCUUCCGGAGCCGCCUGCGACUAGCUUCAAGAACGGUACAGCAGUUAGCUCGAAUCGAGAAGUGUCAGGCAGUUCCCCUGUGAAAACAGGGCCUAGGCGCCAUUCAACCGUUCAAGGUGCGCCCGGGGCAACGGGGGUCAAGCGAACGGCGAACGGGGCCCCGCUGAACGCCACAAGCAGCCUUCCACGGGCUGCUGCUCAACGGAGCGCGUCCGGAAAGCCUGAUCUGGCUUCAGCGGCGGCGAUUGCUAGUCUUGUGAGUCCCGGAUGCUGA
This is a messenger RNA of Trematosphaeria pertusa, 4473 nucleotides long. RefSeq lists its product as uncharacterized. The record is from RefSeq and is a predicted model, not a curated record. Gene Ontology annotation, molecular function: protein serine/threonine/tyrosine kinase activity; ATP binding; protein serine/threonine kinase activity. The transcript is spliced from 4 exons. Gene Ontology annotation, biological process: peptidyl-serine phosphorylation; peptidyl-threonine phosphorylation. Bases 1 to 4473 code for a protein of 1490 amino acids. NCBI's taxonomy places the organism in Eukaryota, Fungi, Ascomycota, Dothideomycetes, Pleosporales, Trematosphaeriaceae.